Spinacia oleracea (spinach) is the source of this 1371-nucleotide messenger RNA. RefSeq names its product protein BONZAI 3-like. NCBI's taxonomy places the organism in Eukaryota, Viridiplantae, Streptophyta, Magnoliopsida, Caryophyllales, Amaranthaceae. The transcript is spliced from 7 exons. The record is from RefSeq and is a predicted model, not a curated record. Gene Ontology annotation, biological process: cellular response to calcium ion. Bases 375 to 707 code for a protein of 110 amino acids. Gene Ontology annotation, molecular function: calcium-dependent phospholipid binding. Gene Ontology annotation, cellular component: plasma membrane.
CAUACAUUUCUAUCUCAAACUUGAAGACCCAAAAAAAUUCAUAUCCCGCGGGCGCUCAGUACUCCCUUCUUCUUCCAUAAUAUUUCCCCGCGUCUUGCCCGUCGCCGGUGGUUCUCCCAGUCGCCGUCGACCCGUCGUCGCCGCCCGUAGUCGGUGGUACUCAAGCAAGGGUCUAUUUCCUUGCCUCCUCACCGGUGGUUCCUGCUCGAAAAACCACCGUAGAAGUUAUUCCUGCUCCGAAAGCCACAGGUGAAGUCAUUCCCUGCUCGAAAAACUUAGCUACUUUGCUCGGCCGGUUUGCGAAAUCUGUUCUCCGUCAAUCCUCGCCGCGGCAAUUAUCCCUUUAUUCUUCGAAGCUAAUUGAUCUCGAUGUCAUGUCAAAGAGUGAUCCGAUGGCUGUAGUUUACAUGAAGAAGCGAAAUGGGACUCUUGAGGAAAUUGGUCGUACAGAGGUUAUCUUAAACGAUUUGAACCCUGUCUGGAUUGGGAAAAUAUCUGUUGCUUACCAUUUUGAGACUGUUCAGUCACUGGUAUUUCAUGUAUUCGAUGUUGAUACCACACAUCACAAUGUACCAGUGAAGACAAUCAAGUUAUCGGAUCAGGAUUUUCUUGGAGAAGCUAGCUGUGUGUUAUCAGAGCAAACUUCAAACAUCAGUUUCAGCCUUAGAAAAUAUGCACAGAGACAAGACUGGCAUCAGCUUUGUUAAGCAACACCAUGGUCGUGAAAAGGUGCUUGUGCUCAACAAUACUUGAAUUUAUGGCUGAUUUUGAGUUCCUUUUGUAACUUUUAAUGAUCAUAUUUCUUGGUGAUGAUCACUACAGAUUCUUAAGGGUCAGCUGUAUGUAGAUGCAUUCCGUGAAAGGCAGCUGUACAGCUUUCUUGAUUAUAUUUCUAGUGGUUUUGAGCUCAACUUCAUGGUUGCUGUUGAUUUUACUGUUAUGUAAAGUUUGCUAGCUGAUGAAGAUAGAUGAAAUACAAGAUGAGUCAUUGACAAUAUUCACACUAAUCCUUUGUAAUUGUGCUUUAUUUUGAUUUCGUGCAGCUUCAAAUGGAAAUCCUAGAAGUCCAGAAUCUUUGCACUAUAUUGACCCCUCUGGCAGAUUGAACGCAUAUCAGCAAGUCUAUACUACAGGAAUGCGCCUUAUGCUAGUGAGGAAAUUGAUGUGGUUCGUGACCAAUGGGCUAAGUUUUUUACCAGAAAGUAUUUAUUAUUGGCCUGAGCGCGUUUGAUCGAGUUGGCUUAGAUGUUAUAGAACAAUAUUUUGUAUUAAAAUGUAUGCGUACGUUGAAAUUGGAACGUACAUAUAUUUAAAUGUAUUAGUACGUGCACUUUGGUUUUGGAAUAUAUACAAAACUACAGUUAUUGUUUA